AAUGGGCAUGAAAGAGACAGAUCGUCAAGAUUAGAGUUUCGUAAAAAUGGCAAAUGAUAUUCUCAGCAAUGGCCAUUUACGAGAAAACACUGUUGUACAACGAACAAGAAACGAUCGAGGCAAUCGAGCACCAGACAUAGCAGCAAUAGAGAGUCGCAAUUGGUUGCUACAUCGACAUUACACGAGACAUGAAUACAGCGCUUGCAAAUUACUCAUCGAGCAGGAAUUAAUGAAAUCUAAUGGUCACGAAUAUGCCAAUUAUUUAAAGGGUUUAAUUCUUCGAAAGGAGGGUAGGAUUCAAGAUUCCUUGGAUUGUUUUCAAACCGCGUAUAAUGUGAAUUCGACAAAUAUUGAUAAUGUUAAACAGAUAGCAAAAUCAUUACUGAUAAUGGGAAGUCACAAACGCGCAAUAGAUGCAUAUGCGGAAGCUGAAAAGAUAUCUGUUCUACCAGAUUGGGAAAUAUAUCAUGGCCUUGGCGAGGCUUAUGUAAAAUUAAACCAAUUACAAGAGGGUAAAAAAUAUUUCAAAAGAUCCACGGAAUUAACUAAAAGUGAAUUGCCCAAUAUUGAUCUUGCGAGACUUUAUCUCUUAGACGAUAUGAUUCCAGAAGCUAAAAACGCUUAUACGGCAGCUUUAAACGGGAAUCCCCAGAGUAUAGAUGCAGCGACAGAACUGGGUCUCUUAUAUCUUAAAAUCGGAGAUACACAACGAGCAUUUCAACAAUUUGGAGCAGCUUUGGCUCAUUCGCCUAAUUGCGUCAAGGCAAUCUUGCCUAUGGCUUAUGUAAUGCAGAGUCAUCGAGAGUAUGAUGUGGCUUUAUCGAAAUAUAAAGUUGCGGCACAGACCAUUCCAGAAUCUUCGAUCCUUUGGAACAACAUUGGAAUGUGCCUUUACGCGAAACAAAAGUAUGUUGCGGCUAUUAGCUCGUUGAAGCGAGCACAUUAUUUGAACCCGAUGUCUUGCGUUCCAUCGUGCAACCUGGGAAUCGUUUUUCUUACCACUGGACAGCCUGCAUCAGCCGCGAUUUACUUAUGUGCUGCAAUCAGUGCUGAACCGAAGAAUCCUAUGCCAUAUCUGUUAUUAGGUUUGGCUCUAAAACGUUUGGAUGAUCUGGAAGGUGCCGAAAGAUCAUUGACGAAAGCACACGCAUUAGCUCCUCAGGAUCCAUUAAUUUUGAUCAAUUAUGCUGUGGUACUUGAUGCUCGCGGGAAACAAGCUGAUGCCGCUGAAAUUUUAACAGCGCUCAAUGACAUUAUGGCUGUCGUUGAAGUCGAUGUGCAGAUAUCGCAAAUGGCAAACAAAUUAUUAAAGAAAUUACAACGCGAAAAAACGGAAUCGACUAUCGGUCAAGAAGUAUCAACGGAAAAAUAUGAAAAGCGACAAUUGAGUCCUGACGAAGUUUAAAAAUCAUGUCAUUUGUCAUGCGAUAAUAUUAAAGUGUUCGUGUUAUUUUCAAAGAUUUUAUUAGAAAAAAGAAUCAAA
Messenger RNA from Atta colombica, 1483 nucleotides. It is a transcript of the gene BBS4, whose product is annotated as Bardet-Biedl syndrome 4 protein homolog. Gene Ontology annotation, biological process: cilium assembly; protein localization to cilium. Gene Ontology annotation, cellular component: ciliary basal body. NCBI's taxonomy places the organism in Eukaryota, Metazoa, Arthropoda, Insecta, Hymenoptera, Formicidae. The transcript is spliced from 10 exons. The record is from RefSeq and is a predicted model, not a curated record. Gene Ontology annotation, molecular function: protein binding. The coding region runs from base 47 to 1405 and encodes 452 amino acids.